This is a messenger RNA of Poecile atricapillus (Black-capped chickadee), 444 nucleotides long. RefSeq names its product gastrokine-1-like. The coding region runs from base 16 to 339 and encodes 107 amino acids. The transcript has 3 exons. Lineage: Eukaryota; Metazoa; Chordata; Aves; Passeriformes; Paridae. Gene Ontology annotation, biological process: regulation of cell population proliferation. The record is from RefSeq and is a predicted model, not a curated record.
AUCGCAACGAAAGUGAUGCCAGCGAGAACGUGCUACAUUUCCACCAUGAACAGGAGUGAGAUGCCCACCUUUGCUGCUCUGGUCAGAGUGGCUGCAGAGAGGAGGAACCUGAUGAACCUUGGCAGACCCAGCAGGAGGAUCACCUUCGUCACCAAUGGCUUGGUCAACAACCUCAGCUCCUACGGGGCACACGUCUUCUCCAUGUGCAGGGGGCUCCCCACCUACAGGGCUCAGGAGGUUCAAGGACCCCUCUACAGCCAACAAUCGUGCACUGCCCUCGACAUCCUGAGACUUGUGGAGCUGAGGUACUGCAGUGGCAAUGGACACAUCCUGAACUGAGAUCCAGCCUUCAGAGGCCCAAAACCAACCCUGAUGCUGCUCUUCCCUGACAUCCCCUCUCCCAAGAGUUUUGUUCUUGGUGGUUCAGAUGCUGAAACACAUCAU